Messenger RNA from Globicephala melas (long-finned pilot whale), 870 nucleotides. NCBI's taxonomy places the organism in Eukaryota, Metazoa, Chordata, Mammalia, Artiodactyla, Delphinidae. The record is from RefSeq and is a predicted model, not a curated record.
UGACAAAUGUGAAGGCCAAGGUGGUAAGAAAGGAGCAGUGGAGUGCUGUCCCAAUUGCUGAGGUACUGGAAUGCAAAUAAGAAUUCAUCAGAUAGGACCUGGAAUGGUUCAGCAAAUUCAGUCUGUCUGCAUGGAGUUCCAGGGCCAUGGGGAGCGGAUCAGUCCUAAAGAUAGAUGUAAAAGCUGCAAUGGAAGGAAGAUAGUUCAAGAGAAGAAAAUUCUAGAAGUUCAUAUUGACAAAGGCAUGAAAGAUGGCCAGAAGAUAACAUCCCAUGGUGAAGGAGACCAAGAACCAGGACUGGAGCCAGGAGAUAUUAUCAUCAUUUUAGAUCAGAAGAAUCAUGCUGUUUUUACACGACGAGGAGAAGACCUUUUCAUGUGUAUGGACAUACAGCUGGUUGAGGCAUUGUGUGGCUUCCAAAACCCAAUAUCUACUCUUGACAACCGAACCAUAGUCAUCACUUCUCAUCCAGGUCAGAUUGUCAAGCAUGGAGAUAUCAAGUGUGUGCUAAAUGAAGGCAUGCCAAUUUAUCAUAGACCAUAUGAAAAGGGUCGCCUAAUCAUUGAAUUUAAGGUAAACUUUCCUGAGAAUGGCUUUCUCUCCCCGGAUAAACUCUCUUUGCUGGAAAAACUCCUUCCUGAGAGGAAGGAAGUAGAAGAGACUGAUGAAAUGGACCAGGUAGAACUAGUGGACUUUGAUCCAAAUCAGGAAAGACAGUGCCAUUACAAAUGGAGACGCAUAUGAGGAUGAUGAACAUCAUCCUCGGGGUGGUGUUCAGUGUCAGACCUCCUAAUGGGGCCAGUGAAUAACACUCACUGCUGGCAUUUUAUUUGCAGUAGUGAUUGAGUGAAAGACUAUAAUCAUAAUAU